GUCUCUACCAGUUCCUCUCCGCACCCGCCCCCCGGCGCUGUGGGAGAAAGGUCUAGACCAACGUCAGUGCUGAUUUUGGAGGGCCCCUUUGCUCCAGAACGGGUCUCUCUGCCGCGGUUGCCCAGGAGGCCUUCAAGGCCUUUAGCUGUGACUGAUGCCUGUCCAACUACAAAUCCGCUGUGCUAGGUGGAGAGAGACUUUGAAAGGGAGUAUGGAAAACUGCAGCAGCUGGAGGAGCAGACCCGGAGGCUGCAGAAGGACAUGAAGAAGAGCGCCGAUGCCGACCUGGCCAUGUCCAAGUCUGCUGUGAAGAUAUCCUUGGACUUGCUCUCCAACCCCCUCUGUGAGCAAGACCAGGACUUUCUGAACAUGGUGACCGCCCUGGACACAGCCAUGAAGCGGAUGGAUGCCUUCAACCAGGAGAAGGUGAACCAGAUUCAGAAGACAGUGAUUGAACCCUUGAAAAAGUUCGGCAGUGUCUUCCCGAGCCUCAACAUGGCGGUGAAACGGCGGGAGCAGGCCUUGCAGGACUACAGGAGGCUGCAGGCCAAGGUGGAGAAGUACGAGGAAAAGGAGAAGACGGGGCCUGUGCUGGCCAAACUCCACCAGGCCCGAGAAGAGCUCCGGCCUGUGCGGGAGGACUUCGAGGCCAAGAACAAGCAGCUGCUGGACGAGAUGCCGCGGUUCUACAACAGCCGGCUCGACUACUUCCAGCCCAGCUUUGAGUCUCUGAUCCGAGCGCAGGUCAUCUACUACUCUGAGAUGCACAAGAUCUUCGGAGACCUGACCCAACAGCUUGACCAGCCCGGCCACUCGGACGAGCAGCGGGAACGGGAGAACGAGGCGAAACUGAGCGAGCUCAGAGCCCUCUCUAUUGUGGCGGAUGACUGAGCCCUGGCAUGGGCCCCCCCCCGCCCCGACCCAAGACUCCUGGAGCACAAGUCAGCCUCUCCAGCCUGCGCCCUUUCCAAGCUCUGCUCAGGCCUCAGCCGGUGGGGGCCUUCCUCAGGAGAACUGUGGGGCUUGCGCCCCCGCCCCUGCCUCAGCACCCUCUGGAAUGAGCCUGGUACCCGGAGCCCCAAGCAGGCUGCUGUCUCCCCACCCAUGACAGGAGCCCACAGACAGGUAAGGAGCCUAGAAGAACUGCUUUCUUAUUUUGAGAACCGGCCCAGCCCGGCACCGGGCCCCCCAGCCUGCAAGGGCCGGGGCUCCGUCAGCUCACCGGCGGCCUCAGCCGUGCGCAGGCUCGGUCCCACCUACCUCCCGAAGACCCGUCCUGGGGGUCCGCCCGUGCUGCAGCCUCCCCCACUGCCCCCCGCUCCGGGAGAGGGCCCGACACCGCCCUGGAGGGCGAGUGCUGUGGUCCCCCUGCCCCGACGGGCCCUCGCACCGGGUCACCGUGCUUGGCAGAGGCUCGCUCAGCCCACUUCUAUCCUUUCGGUCAAGGGCAGGGAAGACCCGUCUGGAAGGUUCCCUAGGAAACGGAUUCAACUUGUGCAAAUGUCCUACCGCAAAAAAAAAAAAGUCACCGAUUCACAGGCCUCAAAGCAACAACAGUGGGUUUGUGUCUCGACCAAAUAUUUGGAAUUUUAUUUUUUCAAGUAAAGUUUUCAAUAAAA
Messenger RNA from Pteronotus mesoamericanus, 1619 nucleotides. RefSeq names its product bridging integrator 3 (gene BIN3). Gene Ontology annotation, biological process: endocytosis; plasma membrane tubulation; actin cortical patch localization. Bases 262 to 891 code for a protein of 209 amino acids. NCBI's taxonomy places the organism in Eukaryota, Metazoa, Chordata, Mammalia, Chiroptera, Mormoopidae. Gene Ontology annotation, molecular function: protein binding; lipid binding. The record is from RefSeq and is a predicted model, not a curated record. Gene Ontology annotation, cellular component: actin cortical patch; cytoplasm. The transcript has 8 exons.